Aspergillus niger is the source of this 351-nucleotide messenger RNA. RefSeq lists its product as hypothetical. The transcript is spliced from 3 exons. The record is from RefSeq and is a predicted model, not a curated record. Bases 1 to 351 code for a protein of 116 amino acids. NCBI's taxonomy places the organism in Eukaryota, Fungi, Ascomycota, Eurotiomycetes, Eurotiales, Aspergillaceae.
AUGACUGACUACUUCACGGCUACACCUCUUCUACUCAUCCUUCGCAUGCAGCCCGAUCCUUCCAGUCCGUUCCCACAACAGUUUCAACAACUGGGUCGUCAAGGUUACAGUUCAGGAAGCAUUCUAGCCGUCAAUUGUCGACUGCUCGAAGUUAUCUUGCCUUUACGUCUGUUAUGGCUAGCCUGGAAAGGUUGGCGAUUCAGAACCAGCAGGUGUCUACGAGGCAUAAUGGCAUGUGAAAGACGGUCUAUCUUACGCGAUGAAACACUCACAGAUCUGCGACCUUCUUCGAUACAAUUCGUCCAUAAAUCUGUCAUGCGUCUAAUGCGCUUAGACCCAGGUUGUGCUUGA